Bombyx mandarina (wild silkworm) is the source of this 1909-nucleotide messenger RNA. RefSeq lists its product as uncharacterized. Gene Ontology annotation, molecular function: monocarboxylic acid transmembrane transporter activity. The record is from RefSeq and is a predicted model, not a curated record. NCBI's taxonomy places the organism in Eukaryota, Metazoa, Arthropoda, Insecta, Lepidoptera, Bombycidae. Gene Ontology annotation, biological process: monocarboxylic acid transport; transmembrane transport.
AUGGAUCAGAAUUCAAAAAUGUCGACUGAAAAAAUUGCUUUAGUACCAAUGCAGAGGACUAAAAAGGUCGUGAAGCUAAUACCACCGGAUGGAGGUUGGGGAUGGAUGGUUUUAAUCGGAACAGCAAUGUCUAAUAUUGUGAAUCAGUCGAUGCUGUCCUUGUUCGGUUUAUUAUAUGGAGGCGCUUUAGAAGAAAUGGGUCACACCACACAAGGAUCUGCCAUUGUACUCAGUACGAUGUUGUUUGUCACAAAUUUGGCAGGUCCUAUAGCCGGUGUAAUAGUUAAAUUAACAUCCACAAGAUUUGUAGCAGUAACGGGUGCCUGUUCCUGUACUUUAGGAAUAUUUUUUAGUAGUUUUUCAACGAACAUCGUUCAUUUGAUUAUGACCUAUGGUAUAUUAUUGGGCUUAGGGCUUGGCUUCAUUCAAAAUUCGUCAUUCGUUGCUAUAAAUAGUUACUUCAAGAUCAGGAAGAGCCGAGCGGUGGGCCUUGCAAAUGUAGGCACAGGUGUGGGACAAACCUUAAUGCCUCACUUAGUGAGGUAUCUCUUGGUAAAUUACGGUUUCCGAGACGCAUGUCUGAUUCUAUCUUCAUUGAGCUUAAACGGGAUUUGUGGAACAUUGUUGAUGCAACCAGUAGAAUGGCAUCUGAAAAAAGUAGAAGAAGAAGUCAUUAUAGAAGAAAAUGUGCAAUUAUUAGAAAAUAAACAUAAGGAUAUUGUAAUAAAGAAGGAUUCUAAAAUGAUUAAUGAAAUAAAUGGUCUGAAUACUAAUAGACGUGCAACUGAACCUGAGGUAGAUAGAAAAGAAAAAGAAAUCGAAUGGAGUAACAAAAAAUUUCAGAGUCAUGAUGAAUUAAAUAACAUAAAAACGAGUGGCAGUGGUGUUAAUGGUAUCGCUACCCACGCUGUUGUAGCGCCACAAAGGAAAGGCUUAUUAAGUAAAAUAUAUGAUUUAUUCGACAUAUCAUUGCUGUUGAAUCCAAGAUUCUUGAACAUCAUAUUUGGUACAGCUCUCUCGGUAACAUCUAUACAAAACUUCAGUAUGGUGUUUCCUACAUUCUUGCAAAAAGUUGCUGACAUGGAUAUGCAGCAGACUGCGACGUGCAUGUCCGCAGUUGCAGCUGCUGAUAUUGUCGGUAGGCUUGUUCUGCCGACUUUCCAGGAUAAAUACAAGAUUAAAGCGAGAUGGAUGCUCAUCAUGACGUCGGUCUGGCUCAUUGUUGUACGACAAAUAUUAGCAUACCAAACUGAGCUGAACAUCCUCAUUGUAAUGUCUUGCUUAUACGGAUUUGGAAGGAGCAUGAUCAUCGUUGCCAGAAACAUUGCGAUAUCGGAGAACUGUAGAAUAGAACAAGUACCUGCCGCUGUAGGACUUGGAAUGUUAACUAUGGGUAUCAUAGUUCCUCCUGCGGGCUAUUUCCUCGGGUGGAUCCGAGAUUAUACUGACAGUUACAUUAUAUGUAUUACGGCACAAAACGUUUUCCUUGUGCUUUUAUUGAUAACGUGGAUCCCGGAUAUGUUGUUAUUAAAUAUACAGGAAAAAAGAGAGAGAAGGAAGACAGCUCAUGUAAUCCAGACUUCGUAGCAGACUUUCAAGAUAGGUAUAAAAAAAUUGUAGGCGUAGUAAUCAGACGAUAUUCUUUGCGUACUGCAAAAUGCAGCAAUGAAAUUUUAUCUUACAAUAGAAGUGGUGAGGAAUAUUACUUCAAUUUCAAGAAGGCAAGAAGCAAAUAUUGUUAUUUUCUGAAAAAUCAACAUUAAUAUUAUUGUUAUUUGUCAUAGAUUAUAUUAUUAUAUUAUUUAUUUAUAAGGUGUAAUAUUUUUGUACUGUAAUAUACAAGCAAAUGGCUGUGACAGUUGAAGAUGGUAGUUUUAAUGUAUGAUUGUGUAAUUAAUGCUCCUUGUAA